This is a messenger RNA of Striga hermonthica, 216 nucleotides long. NCBI's taxonomy places the organism in Eukaryota, Viridiplantae, Streptophyta, Magnoliopsida, Lamiales, Orobanchaceae. The record is from the annotation of a GenBank genome assembly.
AUGGCGUCUAAUGCUGCGGUGCCCUUCUGGAGAGCUGCCGGGAUGACCUACAUAACCUACUCCAACCUCUGCGCCAAUUUGGUGAGGCAGUGUUUGAAGGAGCCCUACAAGUCAGAAGCCCUGGCCCGUGAGAAGGUCCAUUACGCCAUCUCUGAGUGGGCCGAUGGCCGACCGUUAAAGCCAACCAUCAUCUCGGACACUCCUGAAAAACCCUAG